ACGCCCUAAGGCCUGAAUGCUUAGGAGUGAAGUGCCGUGGGAAAAAGAAAUAAUGAUAUUUAUUAGGGAUUAUAACUGUAAUAAUGUGUGCAUAAAAUAAUUCUGGAGGGUGAGAAGAAGUGGACUUAAGCACGGGGGUGCACUUCUAGUGAGCCGUGGUUGUCACUUCUGUUGAUAUCUUUUGUUGUGUUUUUAUACUAACAGUUGGUACAAGCAUAUGGAACGUUUUGAUCUCAUUGACAAUAUGUAUCUAGGAAAAAUCGUGGAAAUGUCUUUUCCAUUGAAAUCGGGUAUUUUCGAUUUAAGUUCGCCUAUAAAAAGGCAGGUAUGCUGGUCAACAAAGAGAUUUUAGUUCAAACAAUUUCCCGUAGGACUUCGCCCUACGUUAUCGAAUUUUCUUGGUAUAGAUUUCCCUUUCUUCUUGAAUACAUAAAAAUUGGGCAUAAUUGUUGUGCGGUGGAUUAUUGGCUAAAGACUAGCAGCGCGUAGUCUUCGGCUUAAACCCUUGUAAAGAAGAAAGGUGAAAAAUGGAGGGGCAACUGGUAGCUUGCCCCGUAUGCACCCUGUACCUGAGGGAAGGGAUGUCGAUGCAUGCCCAUUUGAACACUCAUCCCAAGGAUCAAGUGAUAGAAGCGCUUGUGAGGCUUUAUACCCAAGAACAGCCGUUGAACCUACAGCAAUUGGCUUCGAACGUCUCAUCGACACCCCUCAUCAACCCGUUUCAAGUCGUAUCCGAAGAACACAUCUUGUUAGGAAGGCAGCAAGUCACAAACAUAAUCCACGCGCCGUUGAUGUCUUACCCUAUAUAUUCCCAACCUCAAGUCCUAGGUUCGAAUCACAAUGAAUUCAUAAGUCAGACGGAAAUUGGGAGGACGGAAAUAAUCGGGGUCAAUACUCAGACGACUGAACCUGUCGUUACAGCACUUAUAAACGUCGACGAUAGAGAUUAUCCAGCAGGUCAACAUAGCCAGAAUGAUGUAGACAAAGUUGAACUGAAUGAAGACGAUCAUGACAAAUCUUUCAUUGAGAUUCAAAACCAAGCUCCUUCGCCAGCUAGUGUUCAUUCACUUUUAUCCGUUCGGACUGACUUGACAAACCCUGAUCAACCAGACCCGGAGCAAUGCCCUGAAUACAUUACAUCAGAUGGGGAUUUUCAAGAUGAGGACGCAAGACAUAGUGAAGAUCUCAUGAGUAACAAUGAAUAUGUUGGCGGUGAAAAAUCGAAGAAAGGCGAACAUAAACAAAUACUCGAAGUCGAAUUAGAUAGGAGCAGUUCAGGACUUAACAUACAAGCCGAAGAAUGUAUGCCACCGAGAGGAGAACUUUCUGGACAUGGGAGCCUGGGAGAUACCGGACCAGAAAACAUUUGGAUAAGAGAUGAAUUACAGAGCCAAUUCAUAGGUGUUCCAGGACCUUUGUGGGAUGAAUCCAAGGAUACGAAGAAGAAAUACAUGUGCUUGUACUGCGAACAGGAAUUUAAUUGUCCAAAAGAAAGACGUGUUCAUGUAGCAACCUUGCAUUGCAAUCAGGACUCAAAGCAAGGGAUUAAGAAAACUAUUAUGUGCACAAAAUGUGGACUGCAUUUAAGUACUCAAAAGGAAUUGAAAGUGCACACUAGAACGGAGCAUAAAAAAAUUUCCAGGCAAUGUGGUGUUUGUAUGCAAGUUUUUCCAACUCAGGAGCUCUUCGUUGAACAUAUAAUAAAAAUACAUCCAUUGGAAUGUAGGACUUGUGGAAAGACCUUUCACAGUAAGUCGAGCCUGCACACUCAUGCAAAAAUUCAUCUGGAUCUAAAGCCUCACGCUUGUUCGCUGUGUCCUAAAUCGUUCAUUUCAAAUCAGAAAUUGAAGGAGCACAUGAAUGGACAUACCGGUUACGCUCCGAUACAAUGUAAUCUUUGUGAUAGAAGAUUCAAAAGAUAUUCCAAUCUCAAACAGCACAAGGACAGCGCUCAUUUUCAGAUUAAAAAGAAAGUAAAAGAAUACUUUUGCGAAUGCGGUGAAACUUUUAUUUCAAAAAAGAAAUUGGAUUGGCACAGGGAGACUCACGAAGAAAAACCGAAACAGUGUAUGUACUGCAGUGAGAGAUAUAUUCAUAAUGCGAGUUUAACUCGUCAUAUAAGAAAAGCUCACAAUAGGGAGUAUUUACCUGAAGGUGAAGAUAUUAAAAAGAAAAACGUUAGUUGUCCCAUAUGCAGUCAGAUUUUUAUAGAAUCUUCUCUCCGGGCUCAUAUGAAACAACAUGGUAAUGUAAAACAAUUCGGUUGCAUAGUUUGUGGGAAAAAAUUUUUGACAAAAUGGAAUUUACAUUUACAUAAAUGGACACACGCUUCAAGGAUAUCAAAACCUUUCAAGUGUACGAUGUGUAAAGGUGCUUUCAUAAGACAAAGUGACUUUCAAGCUCAUAUAAGAGCACAUUACGGCAAUAAGCCUUUCACUUGUAAUCAUUGCGGAAUGCAGUUUAAUAGAAAACAUAAUUGGCUCCGACAUGAAAAAGAGCACAGUUCAGAAAAAAGAUAUACUUGUGAUGAAUGUGGUAAAACAUUUCAUCGGAAUUAUUACCUAGUCGAUCAUUUGCGAAUUCAUACAGGAAUAAAACCAUUUUCAUGUCAUAUAUGUAAUAAAACAUCAUCAACCAAAUCCAACCAUAACAAGCAUAUUAAAACCCAUCAUGCAAGAGAAGCAAUAAACACAGAAUCUUAAAGGGGCCACGCUAAUAAAAUACUGUACCGAUUUUUAAAUUUUAAUUUAAUCUAUAUGGAUUUUAAAAAUAAAAUGAAAGUGUGAUAAGAUAGUUAUUUUUUAUUCAGUGUUGUGUUCAAGUUCAGUCAGUUAAUCGCUAUUGCCCCCUCUUCUGGGGUUUCAUAUCAUUUAAUUCUUCGAACUAAUAAUCUUGAUUGUUUUAAUUUAUCUCUGAUUUGAACUUAUUUUCAGUACACUCUGUUCCUAUUUAAUAUAUAAUGUUUAUGUCCAGACUGAAAUGAAAUGUGAAAUAUUAUUUAUUAUGUCUUAAAGGCUCUCCCUGACUUUCUGUAUACAUUUGUGCAGUUUCAGCUGUGAGAGGUCCUCUGUGGACCCUUGCUGUGCUCUGAACUAUCAGGAAAAUGGUGUUGGUUGUCUGGAUCCCUGGACACAUAACGGCUGGAGAGUAAUAAGUAAUGAGCGUUUAGGUUUUUAGUGUGAAUGGACCACACAGUUCCUGAAUUAGAUUAGUUGUAUGUAAAGGGUGACGGAAGAGUACUGAGUACAACAUCAUACUUGAGGACUGCCAUAAAUAAGAGUGUGAUUUAUUCAAUUGUGGAUGAGAGAGUGAGAUUUAAAAACUGCUUGGGUUUGGGGCUAAAAUGACCUAGCUGUUGACAGCCCCUGGAGUCUAAGUUCAGAAAUGACCGAGGUGGACCCCGUACUGCCAUAAUCUGAGGAACUGGAGUAGACCCCCGAGUGCUGCAGCUAAACAGCUUAUUGUACUCCUUCCUGGCUCCAUUUUGGGAGUAUGGACCCGUAUGCGAAUGUAGCUGAGAUUUGACCCCGCCCCAGACCUUCCAUUGAUGAGCGUCAACUUCAUCGCAGCCUCUCCUCCCCAAAUAUGCCA
Molecule: messenger RNA, 3591 nt
Organism: Cimex lectularius (bed bug)
Lineage: Eukaryota; Metazoa; Arthropoda; Insecta; Hemiptera; Cimicidae
Product: zinc finger protein 883-like
Exons: 9
Coding region: 528-2702 (724 amino acids)
Biological process (GO): regulation of transcription by RNA polymerase II
Cellular component (GO): nucleus
Molecular function (GO): RNA polymerase II transcription regulatory region sequence-specific DNA binding; DNA-binding transcription factor activity, RNA polymerase II-specific
Source: RefSeq, a predicted model, not a curated record